Molecule: messenger RNA, 1045 nt
Organism: Drosophila busckii
Lineage: Eukaryota; Metazoa; Arthropoda; Insecta; Diptera; Drosophilidae
Product: mitochondrial GTPase 1
Exons: 2
Coding region: 65-1039 (324 amino acids)
Cellular component (GO): mitochondrion
Molecular function (GO): GTPase activity; GTP binding
Source: RefSeq, a predicted model, not a curated record
CAGCUGUUUUUUGUUGCGGCAUUAUUUUACAAAAAAAUAAAGUAUAUGGCAUUAAGAGCGUAAAAUGUCUGCGGCCAAUCCAUUUCGCACAACGUUUCGGCUGCCCAGCCGUAACCAACGCAUCAACUGGUUCCCUGGACACAUGACUAAGGGAAUGCGACAAAUUCAGCAAAAGCUUCGCAGCGUGGACUGCAUCGUUGAAAUCCAUGACGCAAGAAUUCCUAUGGCAGGUCGGAGCUCACAGUUCUUCGAUACUAUAACAGGCAACGGCGUCAAACCACAUAUACUGGUGCUCAACAAAGUCGAUCUCCUAGGACCCAAACAACAGCGAGGAAUUGUAAAGCAGCUACGAGAUCAACAGCCUGAAUUGAGAAACAUACUUUUCACAAACUGUAAAGAUCAACGAAAUAGUGGUGUUUUGGAUAUAUUGCCUAUGGCCACCAAAUUAGUUUCAGAAAGCAGUCGCUUCAACAGAUCCAACAGUGCCGAACACAAUAUAAUGAUAAUGGGUGUGCCUAAUGUUGGCAAAAGCUCCAUUAUCAAUGUUUUACGAAAUGUUCACCUGAAGAAAAAGAGCGCAGCACGCGUCGGUGCAGAGGCUGGCAUCACUCGAUCCGUUGGCGAGCGUAUCAAAAUACAGGAGCAACCAUUAGUAUAUAUGAUUGACACGCCGGGAAUUCUGCAGCCCUCUGUUACGGACGAUGAGAUGGGGCUCAAACUGGCCCUAGUUGGCUGUUUGCCAGAUCAUAUUGCCGGCGAGGAUCUGAUUGCGGAUUACCUCUUAUACUGGCUAAAUAAACACCGGCGCUACGAGUAUGUAGAUAAACUAGGACUGCAAGGCGGACCCAACGACAAUAUUACUGCAGUGCUAGCAGAUUUCGCUCAGCAGCAGGGCAUGUUCCAUCGAGUAAAACAAUACAAUGGUCAGGUAGAGGUAAUGACAAAUUUAUUGGCUGCUGCACGAAAGUUUAUAAGCUACUUUCGCACUGGACAGCUGGGUGCUAUAAAUCUAGAUGAAGAAUGCACAUAUCAAAGUUAAGCUUAU